Molecule: messenger RNA, 1377 nt
Organism: Nestor notabilis (Kea)
Lineage: Eukaryota; Metazoa; Chordata; Aves; Psittaciformes; Psittacidae
Product: thrombospondin type-1 domain-containing protein 4-like
Exons: 9
Biological process (GO): extracellular matrix organization
Cellular component (GO): extracellular matrix
Molecular function (GO): metalloendopeptidase activity
Source: RefSeq, a predicted model, not a curated record
AUGACAGAUGUGAAGGGAAGUCAGAAGUGUGAGCUGAAUUGCCGUGCAGUAGGCUACCGAUUCUAUGUGAGACAAGCUGAAAAGGUGAUCGAUGGGACACCCUGUGACCAGAAUGGAACUUCAAUCUGUGUGGCAGGGCAGUGCAAGAGCAUUGGCUGUGACGACUAUCUGGGUUCAGACAAGGUGAUUGACAAGUGUGGAAUAUGUGGAGGGGACAACACUGCUUGCAAGGUUGUGUCUGGAGUUUUCAAACACACGCUAACAAAUCUUGGCUACCACAAGAUAGUGGAAAUUCCUGAAGGAGCUACUAAAAUCAACAUCACUGAGAUGUCAAAGAGCAACAACUAUUUGGCACUGCGGAGUCGAUCAGGACGGUCCAUCAUCAAUGGAAACUGGGCAAUCGAUCGACCUGGGAGAUAUGAAGGUGGUGGGACAAUGUUCAUUUAUAAACGCCCAAAUGAAAUCUCCAGCACUGCAGGAGAGUCGUUUUUAGCAGAUGGUCCAACGAAUGAAGUCCUCGAUGUCUAUAUGAUACAUCAGCAGCCUAACCCAGGUAUACACUAUGAGUAUAUCAUUCCAGGAGACAAUGUCAUUAGUCCUCAGUUGCUUGCUCACAGGAGGCCAGGGGAGCCCUUGAAUGGUCAGUUAGGAAUGGCACAAAGCACAAAUCAUGAGGAUGAGGAUUUGCAUAGGGAGACAGACACUCUCACUGGACAGCCAGCUGGAACUUUUCCAGUUAUUCAGCCUGGAAGAUUUCCCUCUCAUCAGCCAGAAAACCAGGUGCCUGCUGUGCAACCACCAAGACAAAACCGAGAACACAACUGGAAACAGGUUGGAAAAACUGAGUGCACAACUACGUGUGGGAAAGGGUCACAGUACCCAGUUUUCCACUGCGUCAACAGAAUCACUCACGAGGAGGUAUCUGACAGUUACUGUGACAGCAGUACCAAACCCAUUCCAGAAGAGGAAGCCUGCAACCUCUUCCCAUGUCCAGCUUUCUGGGAUAUAGGGGAGUGGUCUGAGUGCAGCAAAACAUGUGGCCUUGGUAUGCAGCAUCGACAGAUCUUAUGCCGGCAAAUGUAUGCCAAUCGUACCUUAACAGUUCAGCAGUACCGCUGUCAUCACCUGGAGAAACCAGAGACAACCAGCACUUGCCAGCUGAAGAUUUGCAGUGAAUGGCAGAUUAGGACAGAGUGGACUUCAUGUUCAGUGCCUUGUGGAGUGGGGCAGAGGACCCGAGAUGUGAAAUGUGUCAGCAACCUUGGAGAUGUUGUUGAUGAUGAGGAAUGUAACAUGAAGCUGCGGCCAAAUGAUAUUGAGAACUGUGACAUGGGUCCCUGUGCUAAGAGCUGGUUUCUUACGGAGUGGAGUGACAGG